CAGCAGCCAUAAAAACAACACACUUUCUUCUAUCUAUAUCUAUCUGUCAAAGAACAACAAGAAAUGGCAGCGUUGCAGUUAUUGUUCAAAUGUUACAAACCCCCAUCUCCUUUAAUAUUCUUUAAAUCAACAAAAUGGUAUCCACCCACAACCCAUAAUAAUAUACUAUCACUUAGUGGGAGGAAAAGAUUUUUUUGUUCAGCCCACACCAAACCCAGUAUUUAUAAUAAUUAUAUUAACAAUAAUAAUGAAAAGAAUAAGGAAUUACAAUUGUGGUUGUAUAAUACAAUGAGUAAAGAAAAAGAAUUAUUUAAACCAAAAAUGGAUGGAAAGAAAGUAGGAAUGUAUGUUUGUGGUGUUACUGCUUAUGAUCUUAGUCAUAUUGGUCAUGCCCGUGUUUACGUUUCUUUCGAUAUCCUUUUCAGAUACUUACGAUUCAUGGGUUAUGAAGUCAAUUAUGUAAGGAACUUUACUGAUGUUGAUGAUAAGAUAAUUGCUCGAGCAGGUCAAUUAGGAGAGGAUCCAAUCAGCUUGAGCAGACGCUUUUGUGAAGAGUUUCAUCGUGAUAUGGAAUUUCUUCAUUGCUUGCCUCCUACCGUUGAGCCUCGUGUUUCUGAUCACAUGCCCCAGAUCAUUGAUAUGAUCAAACAGAUUCUUGACAAUGGGUGUGCCUACACAGUUGAAGGUGAUGUGUACUUCUCUGUUGACAAGUCUCCUCAGUAUGGACGACUCUCUGGUCGGAAGUUAGAAGAUAAUCGUGCUGGUGAGCGUGUCGUGGUGGACUCAAGGAAAAAGAAUCCUGCUGAUUUUGCUCUGUGGAAAUCUGCAAAGGAAGGUGAGCCUUUCUGGGAGAGUCCAUGGGGAGCUGGAAGACCUGGAUGGCAUAUUGAGUGUAGUGCAAUGAGUGCUGCUUAUUUAGGAUACUCAUUUGAUAUACAUGGUGGCGGAAUGGAUCUUAUUUUUCCCCAUCAUGAAAACGAAAUUGCUCAGAGCUGUGCUGCAUGUGACAAAAGCCACAUAAGCUACUGGAUACACAAUGGUUUUGUGAAUAUCGACUCCCAAAAAAUGUCCAAAUCACUCGGUAACUUUUUCACAAUUCGCCAGGUUAUAGAACUUUAUCAUCCAUUGGCCUUGAGAUUUUUUCUAAUUGGAACACAUUACCGGUCGCCUAUCAAUUACUCUGAUGUGCAGCUAGAAAGUGCUUCUGAUCGUGCUUAUUACAUAUACCAGACCUUGCAAGAUUGUGUAGAAGUUGUAGGGAAGCAAGAUGAUCCAAGUCAGAAAGAACAUAUACCUACAGAAAUAGUUGAUUGCAUACGUAAUUUAAAUGAUGUAUUUAUUACUUCUAUGUCUGAAGAUCUCCACUCUCCAGUUGUCCUUUCUGCAAUGUCUGAUCCUUUGAAAACUGCCAAUGAUCUUCUACAUACUCGUAAGGGGAAGAAGCAAGGAAAACGGAUACAGUCACUUGCUGCUAUAGAGAAAACUAUCAGAAAUGUCUUGGAUAUUCUAGGGCUAAUGCCACCAAGUUACGUUGAGGUUUUGCAGCAAUUGAGGGAGAAAGCACUGAAGCGUGCAAAACUAACCGAAGAUGAAGUUGCUGAUAAAAUCAACGAAAGGAAUGCAGCACGAAUAAACAAGGAGUAUGAACGAUCAGAUGCAAUCAGAAAAGACUUGGCUACACUUGGUAUUGCUCUUAUGGAUAGCCCUGAGGGCACAUCCUGGAGACCCGCCAUUCCCCUUGCGAUGCAAGAACAGUAUGCCUUCUCAGAGUCUUAACUUCACAAAAUCACACUGGAAUUCACACUCAUAAGUCAACCAUUUUUAGCUAUUUGAGUUUUUAUCUUGUACUAUUCAUCCAAAAUUUUCAAUUUUUAUGUAUAUCAAGCAAAAUAUAGAGGGAAAAGUGAGGCCGGUGUUGUUAUACAAGUUUGGUGAAA
This is a messenger RNA of Erigeron canadensis, 1937 nucleotides long. RefSeq names its product cysteine--tRNA ligase, chloroplastic/mitochondrial. The transcript has 9 exons. Gene Ontology annotation, molecular function: ATP binding; cysteine-tRNA ligase activity. Gene Ontology annotation, biological process: cysteinyl-tRNA aminoacylation. Gene Ontology annotation, cellular component: cytoplasm. The coding region runs from base 64 to 1776 and encodes 570 amino acids. The record is from RefSeq and is a predicted model, not a curated record. NCBI's taxonomy places the organism in Eukaryota, Viridiplantae, Streptophyta, Magnoliopsida, Asterales, Asteraceae.